AUGCUCAACUGGAAACUCCUGGGGAUCUUGGUCCUUUGCCUGUUUGCUGGAGGCAUCUCAGGCAGUGGAGACCACCCUUCCCCCUCAUCCAGAGAGAUCUCAGAGGAGGAGGGCCCUCCACCAUUGCCUCAGGGCCCCCCAAUCCCUGGUGACCCCUGGCCAGGGGCACCCCCUCUCUUUGAGGAUCCUCCACCUCCAGGCCCCAAUCGUCCCUGGAGAGACCUGCCUGAUUCUGGAGUCUGGCCUCCUGAACCCCCUAGAACUGAUCCUCCUCAACCUCCUCUGCCUGACGACCCCUGGCCCGCAGGACCCCAGCCUCCAGAAAACCCCUGGCCACCUGCCCCUGAGGUGGACCACGGAUCUCACGAGGAGCCAGAACUUGACCCACCCAGGGAGGAGUACAGAUAA
This is a messenger RNA of Budorcas taxicolor (takin), 408 nucleotides long. RefSeq names its product psoriasis susceptibility 1 candidate 2 (gene PSORS1C2). The record is from RefSeq and is a predicted model, not a curated record. The transcript has 2 exons. NCBI's taxonomy places the organism in Eukaryota, Metazoa, Chordata, Mammalia, Artiodactyla, Bovidae. Bases 1 to 408 code for a protein of 135 amino acids.